Acanthosepion pharaonis is the source of this 543-nucleotide messenger RNA. The record is from the annotation of a GenBank genome assembly. NCBI's taxonomy places the organism in Eukaryota, Metazoa, Mollusca, Cephalopoda, Sepiida, Sepiidae.
AUGGAAUUGGAACUUCAAAGCGAAUGCCGCCUGCAGGAUUCGAACCUGGGGUCGAUUCGGUCGAUUGCCGUCAGCGACGAAGACGGUCACGUGUUUGUUGUCGAUGAGGGCGAUAAUUCGAUCAAAGAAUUCGGCGAGACUGGGGAAUUCGUCGGCCAAUGUUUCUUGGCGUUCGAAAGAUUCUCACCCCUAGAUAUUUGUUGUCUUUCCCAAGACAAUUUCGUUACUCUCCUCCUCCCGUUUCUAAAUUUCAUCCCUCCCUCCCUCUACCUUAAACUGUUUUUCUCUCUUCAUUUUCUCUACACUCUCCUCCACCCCCGACUUUUUACCUCUCUCUAUAUUGCUUAUGUUUUCCAAAAAAAGGGAAAAAACCCUCCCCCCUUUCACUCUCACUCUCUCUCUCUCUUUCUCUCUUUCAUUAAACUCUUUCUUCUCUCUUUUAUUCCUCCUUCCUCCCCUUCACUUAACGCGGCCAUACUUUCACUCCUUUGUUAUCGAAGGAAAUCCCUCCAAUCCAGUGGAGUGAUUAUUCUCGUCCAUUGA